UGGGCAAGUCUGUGGGUAGGAGCUACGGCUUUCUCUGUGACAGGAGCUAGGGGUUAUGGAAGACACUUCAGCCGUCAUGGAUCCAUCCAGCAUUCAAGGGAAAAGAAUCGCUGUCAUUGGUGGUGGCCUGGUUGGAUCGUUAAACGCAUGCUUCCUUGCAAAGAGGAAUUUCCAAGUUGAUGUCUAUGAAGCUAGAGAAGAUAUCCGAGAGGUCAAAGCUGCACGUGGAAGAAGCAUUAACUUGGCCCUUUCUUAUAGAGGACGACAAGCCUUGAAAGCCAUUGGCCUCGAAGAUCAGAUUGUAGCUCAAGGUAUUCCCAUGAGAGCAAGAAUGAUUCACUCUCUUUCAGGAAAAAAGUCUGCAAUUCCCUAUGGGACAAAGUCGCAGUAUAUUCUUUCUAUAAGCAGAGAAAAUCUAAACAAGGAUCUAUUAACCGCUGUUGAGAAAUAUCCCAAUGUGAAGGUGUACUUUGGCCACAGGCUGUUGAAAUAUAAUCCUGGAGAGAGAACGAUCACAGUGCUUGGAUCUGACAAAGUUCCCAAAGAUCUCACUUGUGACCUCAUUGUAGGAUGUGAUGGUGCCUAUUCAACGGUCAGAGCUCAGCUCAUGAAGAAACCUCGCUUUGAUUAUAGUCAACGGUACAUUCCUCAUGGGUACAUGGAGUUGACCAUUCCACCUAAGAAUGGAGAUUAUGCCAUGGAACCGAAUUAUCUACACAUUUGGCCUAGAAAUACCUUCAUGAUGAUUGCACUUCCUAACAAGGACAAGUCUUUCACGUGUACUUUGUUCAUGCCCUUUGAAGAGUUUGAAAAACUCCAAACUAGUGGAGACGUGCUGGAUUUCUUCCAUAAGUACUUUUUGGACUCCAUCCCUCUCAUCGGAGAGCAAAACCUGACGCGAGAUUUCUUUCUGUUGCCUGCCCAGCCCAUGAUCUCUGUGAAGUGCUCGCCUUUUCACUUUAAAUCCCACUGUGUACUCAUGGGGGACGCUGCUCACGCCAUAGUGCCCUUUUUUGGGCAAGGAAUGAAUGCGGGCUUUGAAGACUGCUUGGUAUUUGAUGAGUUAAUGGAUAAAUUCAAUAAUGACUUUAGUAUGUGUCUUCCCGAAUUCUCAAGAUUUAGAAUUCCAGAUGACCAUGCGAUUUCGGACCUAUCCAUGUAUAAUUACAUAGAGAUGCGAGCACAUGUCAACUCAAGGUUGUUCAUCUUCCAAAAGAAAGUGGAGAGAUUUCUUCACGUUAUCAUGCCCUCUACCUUUGUCCCCCUGUAUACCAUGGUCGUAUUUACCAGAAUGAGGUACCAUGAGGUGGUGCUGCGCUGGCGUUGGCAAAAAAAGGUAAUAAACAAAGGAUUGUUUUUCUUUGGAACACUGAUAGCCAUUGGUACUACCUACCUGCUUGUGAGCUUCAUGUCAUCGCAACCCCAGGACUACUUGAGAAGACCAUGGGACUGGGUCACUAACUUCCGGAAUACAACAUGUCUCCCUGCAAACCUCAUGGGGGCUCUAGAACAAAUCUCUAAUGUCACUAGCAGGUGACAGAGAUCCUGCAGUAGUCAAUGUACUUGAUUUCUCUGUAAUCAAAUGAAAGGAUCAAAACCAUGUUUCCUGUCAUCAAAUUUAAUUAAUGGAAAAUUUUUGUGAUCUUAGAAUUAAAUUCAGUGUAGAAUUAAACUCUGUGUAUUCACUGAAACUAUAUAUUUUUUAAAAGCCACCACUUCAAGAUGCAACAAGCAGCUUCCCACAACACUAUGCUUACAUCUAAAUAUAAAAGUGCAAAGACUAAUACUGCUUUCACUUCUCAAAAAGUGAGGCUCUAGAGGUGUUAAGGAAGACACUGAUCACACACUUUCUUUAAAGGAUGUAACAGAGAUCAUGAUAGGAUUUGACUCAACACCUGGGAUUAAAUAUUCCAAUUUGCCUAACCUGUUAAUGGCACUUCUGAUCACCUGUAUGGAACUUAUCUAAGCACAGAGCUCAGAUUCACUUGAUUAAACUAGAAAUGUAAAUGAAAAAUUGGGGGGGGCUUUAUAGAGAGUUCACAAUGAGUCGAUAUUAUUUCCCAGUCUUCAAAGGCCAGUAAUACCUUCUGAAGACUAGAAAAGUCUAUUAAUGCCAUGCUAAGUGAAACACAGGAAAGGCUGCUUUUAUAAACUAAGUAUCUACAUAGGCAAGAGAAUAGAAAGGAAACAAAGGGAGAUGGUAUUUGUAUAAAUAGGACAGCAUAUUUUAUUCCAUUUCAGGCUUUUAGAAGCAAAUUACUAACUUAUUUAUGAACCACUUACUGUGGCAGAACCAGAAAUAAACUGAUUUUUU
Pteronotus mesoamericanus is the source of this 2314-nucleotide messenger RNA. It is a transcript of the gene KMO, whose product is annotated as kynurenine 3-monooxygenase. Gene Ontology annotation, biological process: L-tryptophan catabolic process; quinolinate biosynthetic process. Gene Ontology annotation, cellular component: mitochondrial outer membrane. Gene Ontology annotation, molecular function: FAD binding; kynurenine 3-monooxygenase activity. The record is from RefSeq and is a predicted model, not a curated record. Lineage: Eukaryota; Metazoa; Chordata; Mammalia; Chiroptera; Mormoopidae.